This is a messenger RNA of Suricata suricatta (meerkat), 500 nucleotides long. RefSeq names its product olfactory receptor 6K3-like. Gene Ontology annotation, biological process: G protein-coupled receptor signaling pathway. The annotation marks the transcript as partial. NCBI's taxonomy places the organism in Eukaryota, Metazoa, Chordata, Mammalia, Carnivora, Herpestidae. The transcript has a single exon. Gene Ontology annotation, molecular function: olfactory receptor activity. The record is from RefSeq and is a predicted model, not a curated record. Gene Ontology annotation, cellular component: membrane.
UGCAUCUUUGGCUUUCUUGUGUUGCUCCCAGAGAUUGUGUGGAUUUCCACACUGCCCUUUUGUGGGCCCAACCAAAUCCAUCAGAUAUUCUGUGACUUUGAACCUGUCCUGCGCUUGGCUUGUACAGACACGUCCAUGAUUCUGGUUGAAGAUGUGAUCCAUGCUGUGGCCAUCAUCUUCUCUGUCCUGAUUAUCACUCUGUCUUAUGUCAGAAUCAUCACUGUGAUCCUGAGGAUCCCUUCUGUUGAUGGCCGCCAGAAGGCCUUUUCUACCUGUGCAUCUCAUCUUGGUGUCUUUCUGAUGUUCUAUGGCAGUGUGUCCCUCAUGUACCUGCGUUUCUCCGCCACUUUCCCACCAACAUUGGACACAGUCAUUGCACUGAUGUUUGCCGUUCUGGCUCCCUUUUUCAACCCUAUCAUCUAUAGCUUGAGAAACAAGGAUAUGAAGAUUGCAAUUAAGAAGCUUCUCUGCCUUCAGAAGGGGUUUAAUGCAUCCACAAG